Molecule: messenger RNA, 1307 nt
Organism: Zerene cesonia (dogface butterfly)
Lineage: Eukaryota; Metazoa; Arthropoda; Insecta; Lepidoptera; Pieridae
Gene: Taldo
Product: probable transaldolase
Exons: 8
Coding region: 126-1124 (332 amino acids)
Biological process (GO): pentose-phosphate shunt, non-oxidative branch; pentose-phosphate shunt; carbohydrate metabolic process
Cellular component (GO): intracellular anatomical structure; cytoplasm
Molecular function (GO): transaldolase activity
Source: RefSeq, a predicted model, not a curated record
CAGUAAAUGCUAAUACGAAUAAAUUAAACAAUAUUACGCAAUUAACAUCAUCAAAAAUUCUUUAGUUCUGAUAAUCUUUGAAAUUUUAACUGUUUAAAUUUUUUCAAAGCUUUACAAUCAUCAGUAUGAGUGGCGAACCUCAAGCAAAGCGAACGAAAAUGAGUGCCUUGGAACAAUUAAAACAAUUUUCGACGGUGGUGGCGGAUACUGGGGAUUUUGAAGCUAUGAAAGCAUAUAAACCAACGGAUGCCACAACUAAUCCAAGCUUAAUUUUGUCUGCUGCUGCAAUGGAACAAUAUCAGCAUCUGUUAGAUAAAGCUAUUAAAUAUGGCAAGGAUUGUGGAGGAUCUAUCGAAGAACAAUUGGUAGAGACAUUAGAUAUGCUCAGUGUGCUAUUUGGAUGUGAAAUACUUAAGAUUAUUCCUGGAAGAGUUUCUGUUGAAGUUGAUGCAAGAUUAUCAUUUGAUAAAGAUGCCAGUAUGGCUAAAGCUAUAAAGUUGAUUGCAAUGUUUGCCGAGCAUGGCAUUAAGAAGGAAAGAAUUCUUAUCAAGUUAGCAUCUACUUGGGAGGGAAUUCAAGCUGCAAAGGAGUUGGAAAAGAAACACGGAAUUCACUGCAAUCUGACACUGCUGUUCUCUAUCUAUCAAGCUAUUGCGUGUGCAGAAGCUAAUGUUACUCUCAUUUCUCCAUUUGUCGGAAGGAUUCUGGAUUGGUAUGUUGAACAUACAAAGAAAACUUAUGAGGCGACAGAAGACCCUGGUGUACUCUCAGUCACUCGUGUAUUCAAUUAUUACAAGAAGUUUGGAUACAAGACUCAAGUGAUGGGCGCGUCGUUCCGCAACACUGGUGAGAUACGCGAGUUGGCAGGUUGUGAUCUUUUGACGAUCAGCCCUAAGCUCUUGCAAGAAUUGGCUAACAGCGAACAGCCAAUCAAAAAGGUACUAGACGCAAAAGUGGCUGCACAAAGCGAUUUGGAGAAAAUUACCCUGUCUGAGGCCCAAUUCCGUUGGCACCUCAACGAAGAUCAGAUGGCCACUGACAAACUUUCCGAUGGUAUUCGGAAGUUUGCUGCGGACACAAGAAAACUUGAAACUCUCAUCAAGGGAAUGCUUGCCACCAAGUAACCGAGUGUAUGAAAUAAACGAAACUCAAUGUGCUUAUGUUUGAUACUGUUGCAAAUGUUAUCCAGUAAUAAUCCAGUGAUUAUUAUUGUUGAUUUUUUUAAAGGUGCAUUUUUAUAAUGUUGUAUUUGUACUGAUAUAUUUAUAUAUAUUCAUACUCCGUUGACUAUGUUUUUAGGAAUAAGU